GAAUUGAGACCUUAUAUAUAUGUGCCGCAACAACAACCAAAGAGUAUCAUAUAUAUCUCUUACUUCUACCUUCCACAUAUCCUUUCAAAUUUGCUACACAAAAAGAUAUUUGUAGAAUGACUACCCUGAAAAGAAGCAGAGAAAAUGAUAUGCAAAUUGAAGCUGAGGCCAUGGCCAACUGCGCCUUAAUGCUUUUGUCUCGUUUGAACAACCACAAUGACAAUAACAGUUCUUCGUCAUCAGAUCAUCACAUUAAUGAUUUUGAAUGCAAGACUUGCAAUAAACACUUCCCGUCUUUCCAAGCACUUGGUGGUCACCGUGCAAGUCAUAAUAAACGACCAAGAUUAUUCGGAGAGUAUCUUGUUCAAACCAAAAAGAACAAUAAGAUUCAUAAAUGUUCCAUUUGUUGUAUGGAGUUCUCUUUGGGUCAAGCGUUAGGCGGACACAUGAGGCGUCACCGUGAUGAAAUUAGUAAAACGUUGAUGGCCAAGAUACCGGUAUUGAAGAAGUCAAAUAGCAGCAAGAGGAUUUUUUGCUUGGACUUAAAUUUAACCCCUAAUGAUUAUCAUGUUGAUGAUUUGAAGUUAUGGCCGGCCACACUAAUUUCAUCUCCUGUUUUCCGAUGCUUUUUUUAAGUCCCUUUAAUUUAGGAUUAGGAAAUUUUUUUACCCCGCCAGAUUUGUUAAUUCUUUUUGGAUACUUUAUUGUUUCUCUUUUAUAUAUAUAUAUAUAUAUAUAUAUUUCCUAAAUUAUGUUGAUUAUAUUGACUAGCUACAAUGAACUAUGUAAUUUUCAUUAAGAAUUAAUGGUAAAGAAAACCACACCUAAAUCAUUUUGCGAGGUUUUAA
Molecule: messenger RNA, 848 nt
Organism: Capsicum annuum
Lineage: Eukaryota; Viridiplantae; Streptophyta; Magnoliopsida; Solanales; Solanaceae
Product: zinc finger protein ZAT11
Exons: 1
Coding region: 117-635 (172 amino acids)
Source: RefSeq, a predicted model, not a curated record